Molecule: messenger RNA, 1018 nt
Organism: Agrilus planipennis (emerald ash borer)
Lineage: Eukaryota; Metazoa; Arthropoda; Insecta; Coleoptera; Buprestidae
Product: zinc finger protein 704-like
Exons: 5
Coding region: 200-934 (244 amino acids)
Biological process (GO): regulation of transcription by RNA polymerase II
Cellular component (GO): nucleus
Molecular function (GO): DNA-binding transcription factor activity; RNA polymerase II cis-regulatory region sequence-specific DNA binding
Source: RefSeq, a predicted model, not a curated record
AAUAAUUAUUUCCUUAAGUGCUUGUUAGUUGUAUUUUAAGAGUACCGUGCAAUUAACAUACUCAUAUUGUAAAUUCGCUGUUGAUGUUCUCUUGACUACUGUGCGUUAUUAAGUGUAUUCAACGGGUGGGUGUAACGAAACAUCGCGUAAAAGAAGACCUAGUUUUAGUAGCCCAGAGGAUAGUUUAAAAGACCCACAGAUGGAUGAGUGCAGUGCUGCGUUAGUUCUCAUGAGUUUGUCUGGUUCACCUCAUUCGCCCUAUUUAAGCGGAAUAUCCUGGGGAGGAACGUCCCCAGGAAGUAGCAGUUCAGCGUCCUGGAGAUCGUCUCCAUCACCACCUCCAAGCGAUAUUACAUUAUCGUCAGGUCCUCUGUCCACUAGUGCCGCCUCUGAUGAAGGCAUUGUAGUGGACUUCAUCGAUGAAUAUCCAAGGAAAAAAAAGUUUCAACUGCCCCAACAGACGCGCAAGGUUUUUCAAUGUACUUGGAGGGGAUGUAUGACUACAACGAACAGCUGUGAAACGAUUGAGGCUCACGUUAGAAACGACCAUCUCAAGGAAUGCAGCGAUCCAAUAGCAGAGGGCGAAGAGGAAUUUUACUAUACCGAAACAGAAGUAGAAGUGACACCGACUAGUUCUACCCCCACAAUGCUUCAUCGUGACAUGGCAAGGCCGCCCCACGAAGACCCUGAAUAUCAACGGCAGGUAGUUGGAUCAUUCAGACAGUCACUUUAUUCAGGUCCUAUAAAUAUUCCACAGUCUCCCCAUAAACUUUUAAAGUUGUCUCCACGACCCCACAGUCCAAAAAUGCCCGCUUCACCGCGUCGUGUACGGGGCGAGAAUAAAAAGUGCCGAAAAGUGUACGGUAUGGAGAAUAGAGAACAGUGGUGCACCCAGUGCAAGUGGAAGAAAGCUUGUUCGCGAUUCGGAGACUGACCGUACACUAAAUAAUAUCCCAAUAUUGUGUUCAUUUUGGGGCUAUAAAUAUGAUGUACCUAAGACGAAAUCAAUACUGUGUGC